This is a messenger RNA of Psammomys obesus (fat sand rat), 887 nucleotides long. RefSeq names its product mitochondrial ribosomal protein S18A (gene Mrps18a). Gene Ontology annotation, biological process: mitochondrial translation. NCBI's taxonomy places the organism in Eukaryota, Metazoa, Chordata, Mammalia, Rodentia, Muridae. Gene Ontology annotation, cellular component: ribosome; mitochondrial small ribosomal subunit. Gene Ontology annotation, molecular function: structural constituent of ribosome; small ribosomal subunit rRNA binding. The transcript has 6 exons. The record is from RefSeq and is a predicted model, not a curated record. Bases 7 to 597 code for a protein of 196 amino acids.
UCCAAGAUGGCAGCCUUCAGGGCGCUAGUGUCCGCCUGCGGGCGGCAGCUGCAAGGUUUCCUGGCAGGCCCCGCCGCGACCGGCUGGUUAUGGCUUCCAGCUCGUGGGUUGAGAGAAGUGGUGGAGAUCCAAGAAGGGAAGACGACUAUAAUUGAAGGUCGAAUCACAGAAACUCCCAAGGCGGCUCCAGAUCCCCCUAACCCCUCAGGCCAGUGCCCCAUCUGCCGCUGGAACCUAAAGCACAAAUAUAGCUACGAGGAUGUGCUGCUGCUCAGUCAGUUCAUCCGACCUCAUGGAGGCAUGCUGCCCCGGCGUGUAACAGGCUUGUGCCGGGAAGAACACCGAAAAAUCGAGGAGUGUGUGAAGAUGGCUCACCGAGCAGGUCUGUUCCCAAAUCACAGGCCACAGCUUCCAGAAGGAUUUGUACCAAAGAAUAAGCCCAAGCUCAACCGCUUCCUGACUCGCUGGGCUCCCAAGUCCGUCAGGCCCAUCUACAAAAAAGGCCACCGUUGGGACAAGGUGGGCAUGCCCGUGGGGUCACCACUCCUGAAAGACAAUGUCUGCUACUUCAAAAGGCCUCUGAAGCUGUUACAUUAAUGGGAACGGUGCUGCCGAAGACCCUGACUAGGACCUUCCAGAUGCUGCACUUGGCCCUCCCACAGGACAGGACCACUGCCCUCCACAAACAGCACAGGGACGUUGGGACUAACUCCUGUUCCCUGGAUCUGCCCAGCUGCAGUGUUGGGAGCCAGCGACAGGCAGGAGCUGGACCUCCUGGCCAGCGUGGUCCUCUGACUGGCUUAGGCUGAGGUCGGUGCAAGGGCGGGAAUCUUAGCCAAGUUGAAACGCAAUAAAGCAGGCUCUCAGCUUCCCUGUGUGCUUACAAA